AUGGGAUAUAUUUUAGACGACUGCCCGCAGGUGCAGGAUUGCUGCUGCUGCGUCCCGUUAAGGCACGGAGCGAUCACCGUUGGGAUAUUGGGUCUGCUUUUAUCUGCAAUGUUUUUCUACGGUUUUACGAGCCACGGCAUGGCGCGAGCCGAAGAGCGAGGCCUGCCCAGGUCGCUCAAUAAGAUAAUGCGGUAUUUCAGCGGCAUUUCAGGAGUACUGCUGGCAGCCGUGCACGUUCUCCUUAUCUUUGCUGGAGUUUACGAAAGUGACUCUCUUUGUGAAGUGUACAUUUGGUUCAUGGUGUUCUUCUGGGUGAUUUUGGUGAUCGUCGCGGCCGCAGUGUGCGUGUGUGCAGUGUUGGAUGACAAUAUUUUGUUCGCCUGUCUAUUUCUUUUGGGUGUAGCCGUUUUUAUAUUGGUGUCGUUUUAUUUCUUGCUUGUCGUUGCGAAUUUUAGAAUGACGUUACCGUAA
This is a messenger RNA of Colias croceus (clouded yellow), 471 nucleotides long. RefSeq lists its product as uncharacterized. The transcript has a single exon. Bases 1 to 471 code for a protein of 156 amino acids. The record is from RefSeq and is a predicted model, not a curated record. NCBI's taxonomy places the organism in Eukaryota, Metazoa, Arthropoda, Insecta, Lepidoptera, Pieridae.